AUGAUCGAUGAUGACGGCGAGCUCACAGAUGAGGACACCGUCGAGCCUGAGUAUCAGGGUCGGUUGGAAUCCACCGCGAGCUCGACCAAAGACGACGAUAAACGUGAUCCAAGCAUGCCGAAGCUGAACGCUCGCGACGCUGCAAAUUGGCAGUCACUGACGCAAUUGCGACAUUGGCUGAAUGAACUGGAACGCGAUGCUAGCCUUACUGUAGAUCUAGUAAAUACAGCUGCUAUCAAGGAAAUGAACAACACAGUACAGGUUAGGAAAAAAACGACAUAAUU
This is a messenger RNA of Cylicostephanus goldi, 284 nucleotides long. Lineage: Eukaryota; Metazoa; Nematoda; Chromadorea; Rhabditida; Strongylidae. The record is from the annotation of a GenBank genome assembly.